CUCACCUCUGGUGUGAAAAUUUAGGCGAUGAGUGAAAGCUGCGACAGGCCGUCACUCCCUCUGCACUGCUUCCAACCUUUCUCUCCCCCCGCCCUCUCUCUCUCUCUCUCUCUCUCCCCCUUCUCUGGCUCUUCUUCCGUUUGUUCUGCUGUUGGUUUACUCCAGUGUCGUCUCCGGUAUUCUCUACGAAAGGAACAGUGACUUUGGGAGUUGUUUACUGUGCAUCGCCAAGUUUACCAUCAGGUUGCUGAUUUCAGCUAUUCUAAGCAUUGCGGAAGCAACUGGAUAUGUCUUCAGAUGAAAAUAGUGAUUUCAGUGAAUCUGAGCUUGAAGAUCGAGUUCAGAAAUCAUACGCACAACUGAAAGAAGGAGGAAUUUUCCGAAGGAAUGCAGAUGGGACAUUCAAGUGCCCUUUUUGUCUGGGGAAGAAAAAGCAGGACUAUCGAUAUAAAGAGAUUCUCCAACAUGCGAAUGGAGUGGCAAAUUCACCUAAGAGUUUGGAAAAGGCUGCCAAACAUCGUGCACUGGAGAUGAUUUUGAUGGAGGAUGCAGAACAGCUGAAGCCUUCCGGGCCACCCAUGAUUGAUUCUAGACCUCCCAAGCGUGUAAAACUAGAACGUAAGGAAGAGAGAUUUGUAUGGCCUUGGAUGGCUAUUGUUGCUAAUAUACCAACUGCGUUGGAGAAUGGGACUUAUGUUACUAAUGGAAAGCUAAAGGCACAGUUUUCUGAAUUCAGCCCAGCAAAAGUAACCCUUAUGUGGGAUGCACUGGGCUUUCGAGGAAUGGCGGUUGUUGAAUUUGAGAAGAAUUGGACAGGUUUCUACUGUGCCAUAUCAUUUGAGAAGUCAUUUGAGCUGAGGUGCCGUGGUAAAACUGAGUGGAUUGAGUCAAAAAAGUGUGAUUCAAGUAUGUAUGCAUGGCUAGCUCGGGAAGAUGACUAUCACAAUUCUGAUGAUUAUGUAAAGAUGCAACUUCAUCGUGGUGAUCUAAAGACUAUUAGUGAGCUCCAACAGGAGGAAGAACGAAAGAAGAACACUCUAGUAGACGACCUCACACUUAGAAUCGAUGAAAAGAAUAAGGACUUGCAGUCUUCGGGUGAACAGCUGAUGGAAAUGACUUACUCAUUGAAUCAGUUUAAGUCUGCACUUGAAAGGAAAGACAGUGAGAUGGCACGACUGCUUGAAGAGGUGAAAAAAGCAGAAAGUAAAAACUCUGAUUUGCGGGAUCAGGUUCUGAAAGAACGUGAAAAGUGGUGCAAAGAGUUGGCUCUUGAACGGUCCAAACUUGCACAACGUGAUAUAGAGUUGCAGGAACGAGAAGCCCAAAAUGACUUUGAGAAAAAGAAACUUGAAGAAGAAAAGAAGAAGAAUGCUGCUAGAGAUGCUGCUCUUCAAAUGGCUAGUAUUGAGCAGAAGAAAGCUGAAGAAAGUUUUAUGAAGCUCAUGGAAUACCAUAAGAGAGAAAAAGAUGCGGAAUUAAAAAAAUUCUGUGACGUGGAGAAUAGAUUGCAAACAAAACAAACAUUAGAGUUGGAAAUAGAGAAGUUGAGAGGUAAUUUGCAGGUCAUGAAGGUUAUGGAAGGUGAUGAUAACAUAGAUGAGAAGAUAAGAUCUAUGGGUGAAGAGUUGGCAGAGAAACAGAAUGAUCUGGAAUAUCUGGAAACUCUCAAUCAAGCUCUAAUAGUUCAACAGCGGAAUGCAAAUGAUGAGCUGCAGGGUGCUCGUAAAGAAGCAAUUGCAGGUUUCAAAAGUUUGUUCAGGAACCGCACAGACAUUGGGAUCAAAUUAAUGGGGGAACUUGAUAAGCAGCCAUUCAAAGAAGCAUGUAUCAAGGUAUUUUCUUCACAGAAAAUUUCUGUAGAAGAUUGUGAAAUGAAGGCGUCAGAGUUGGCAUCCUUAUGGGAAGAACACAUGCGGGAUCCAAUGUGGCAUCCGUUCAAGGUGAUCCAGGAUGGACCUAAUGAGAAGGGUGUCAUAGAUGAAAAUGAUGAAAAAUUAACGCGCUUAAGAAUUGAGUGGGGUGAAGGCCCCUACGAAGCUGUAGUGACUGCCAUGAAGGAGUUAAAUGAAUAUAAUCCCAGUGGACGGUAUGUAAUCGAGGAAAUGUGGAAUCACAAGGAAAACAGAAAGGCAACCUUAAAAGAAGUUAUUGGCUAUCUUGUAAAGACUUACAAGACACGCACCCGCAGGAUUUAGGAGAGCUCAUGGUUGAUACUUCUGAUUCUCCAUCCUGUGUUCUUUCUGGUGUCGCCUCCGAAGCUGAAAGGUUGUUUUGCAAACCUGAUGCUGUGAAUGUUUCCACUGGUAGUCGUGAAAGAUUUGAUGGAUCAACAUUGUGAGAACCAGUUAUCUUUGAAUUCCUUGUACAUUGUCUAACAUUAUCAGAUACUGAAACUUGGGUUCUAAUUAGCUUGUACAUAUCACUUGCUCACAUUUCUUCCAAGUGUUGGCUUAAUUCGAGAAGUUUCUUGCUCAAGCGUCAAAAAUAUUUGAAUGGCAAUAUGAUUUUCUGAUCUUGGUUUCUUU
Nymphaea colorata (pocket water lily) is the source of this 2525-nucleotide messenger RNA. RefSeq names its product factor of DNA methylation 1-like. The coding region runs from base 288 to 2195 and encodes 635 amino acids. Lineage: Eukaryota; Viridiplantae; Streptophyta; Magnoliopsida; Nymphaeales; Nymphaeaceae. The transcript has 7 exons. Gene Ontology annotation, biological process: gene silencing by siRNA-directed DNA methylation. The record is from RefSeq and is a predicted model, not a curated record.